Prinia subflava (tawny-flanked prinia) is the source of this 2042-nucleotide messenger RNA. It is a transcript of the gene C19H22orf15, whose product is annotated as chromosome 19 C22orf15 homolog. NCBI's taxonomy places the organism in Eukaryota, Metazoa, Chordata, Aves, Passeriformes, Cisticolidae. The record is from RefSeq and is a predicted model, not a curated record. The transcript has 5 exons. Bases 147 to 638 code for a protein of 163 amino acids.
UCCCUGUUGCUGGGCGAUCUGGCUACUGAAGCCACAACAGCGGCGGUGGGGACGGAGCCUGCGUGUCCCGGGCUCUCCAGCAGCUCCCAGCGCUGCCCGCAUGAAGGGAGCCGGCCCCGCAGCCCUGCCCCGGGCACAGCCGCACCAUGUUCGCCACAGUGAGGUUCGGAGCCAACCGCCAAGAGUUUGUGAACCUGCUGUGCCGUGUCCAUACCCUCACAGGUCACCUGAAGAAGAAGUGUCAGUGCAGGCCUGAAGACUGCAUCGAUCUGGUGGAUGAAAAGGGCACCCUGAUGAACCUGAGCAAAGUGGAAAAUCCUGCAUCUGAAUACGCCAGUAAAUACCUACAGGGAAGGCAGCGCUACAUCCUCAUCAGAGUCGUCCGAGAAGAAAACUCUGAAGCCACCUGCUAUGAAUCCUUGCUAGAGGACCUGGGAAAACAUUACCCUGACCUACCAGGGCUUGGUCACUCCACAGAUCAGCUGCAGCGGCUCUCUGGAAAGAUCCAGAAGACAGACCAGAGGAAAAACCAGAGGAGGUCUUUGCACAGGACGCAGUCUCACACCAGCAUCCGAGCCAGGAACAGGAGCACCUCACACAGCAGGAGGAACUUGGAACUCAAGAACACCCCUAAAUGAGCAACAGGCCCAUUACCAGUCACACAGGCAGCACAGCCUCCACCAGGGCCAAACACCUCCCCAUGUACUUAUUCCCAGCACAGCAAGAGCCCCCUGCUACUGAGCCCCUCUUCCUGCAACCCCCUGCCCCUCCCAGCCCCAAGCUGCACCCCGACAAGCCAGGCAGACCCAGCACACAGCCAGGCACAAGCACCAUCCUCCUGCUCCAGGGGGUCUCGUGUUCCCACGGCACUCCCCAGGGACAAGAACUGCACUCCCAUCACUGGAUGGGUCUGUUCCCACUGCACCACUCUGGAGUGCCCUGCAGGGACUGCCCACUGCCAUCAGCAGGAGCUGCUCCAGAGACGGGCACUCCCCACACCUGCAGAAGCAGCACUUUGCCAAGAGGGGUCAAAGGCAGGACACACCUGCUGCAGGUGCUGCUGGUUCUCCUUAACAGCUUCUCCACCAGAGCAACACACCAAGUCUAGUAUACUUAUUUCUUAAAGGGAGCUGAACAGCUGCAGAGAGGCUCCUCCCUGCUCACACAGCACAGCUCAGCACAUGGAGCACUUGGACUUUAAAUCUCUCACAUGUGCUUUUUCACUUGGCUGCCUCAGGAGAACACAAGACACCCCUGACAGGGCCAGGCACAGCUCAGGACAUCUCUACCAAGAACUUAAGACUGACAUUUAUAAGCGACAGGACUUUUCACACCAGCCUCCAGUAUCUGCUAACAGCAUCUGCUGCCAGCAUUUACCAUCUAGACUUGCAUUUCCUCACAGAUCCCAGCAAGUGCUGAGAACUUGUCCCUUAUUCAACAGUCAGAUCAAAAGGUUAAAAGACUCAUUCUGCCAGGAAAAUUGCAUCAGUUAAGCACCUGCAAGUGUCCUGGUUUCACUGCUAUGCCACUAGAACUCCAUCUGAAACCUCAGAAUUCCCUCUUACGCCAGCAGGAGGAACAGGGUGUCCUGCUGGAGGCCAACAAUCACGAGGCUGUGCUGCCAAGGUGACUGCAAGAGGAAAGCAGCCCCAAACUGCACCUGAUGCCAAUGACCUUGAGAGCAUUGCAUAACCUGCUAAAGCUUUAGAGUCAGAUCAGCCAACUGGAUCCCACAGCCAGACAGGUCACACUCUCUUAGCUAUGAGGUCAGGACAGGUAUUCAGGAAGAGGCUAUCUAUAGAAAAGUAAUUUGUGACUGAAAAUACCGUGGACACAUGUUGCCUUACCUGUCUGCAGCCUCUCCUCUGGCUGGAGGGCAGCCAGUGUCUGGAUCUCCUCCUGCCAAGUCAUGCAGGCACAGUCCUUGCUGGGCUGUACCCCCUGUUUGCAGGAAAUACACACUUGUGCCUUGUCCUUUGGCUGGUAAUGUUUUGGCAGCUUAAUUUUAGCUUGAGAACUGAAUAAAGAACAUGCACUACUGA